This is a messenger RNA of Cyphomyrmex costatus, 3832 nucleotides long. It is a transcript of the gene tinc, whose product is annotated as transmembrane protein tincar. The record is from RefSeq and is a predicted model, not a curated record. The transcript has 13 exons. NCBI's taxonomy places the organism in Eukaryota, Metazoa, Arthropoda, Insecta, Hymenoptera, Formicidae. The coding region runs from base 56 to 3832 and encodes 1258 amino acids.
UACAGUGGAGAAGCGUACUCGAGACUUUAGAAGACUCGACAGAAAUCUGAACAAAAUGUCGAUGACUGGGAGCUUAAUGGGAUACGAAAACAAUAACGAUGUGAACCAGGCCAAGUGUAAAAAGCCGUUGAAGCCGUUGCCGGUUGUAUCGAGCAUAAGCUCCGGUGGCGUUACCACGACCACGGGCAAAUCGAAGAGGGUACGAAAAUCUACGAGAAAAGAAUCGUGUAUACGCGGUCAUGUGAACAGCCUCUGGUCCGUCUGGUACGGCAUCGUAGCUGUCGCUUUUCAAGCGUACAUUGCAAUGAGAUACGCCAGACGAUUCGCCGCCUACUUGUCAUUACCAUGGCCAGCGGACGCGCCACCUCCUAAAAUUGAAUUGUAUGCCUGCCUGGUGCUAGCCGGUACCGGAGUCGUGCUACUUCCGGUGCUACUUGGUGCGGCCUUCUUGAAGCUCGGCAAUUUGGCAAACGAUGGAAUAAAACUAGGCCGACAUUUGAGCGCUUGCUCGCGCGACCCUCCAUCUUCGCUUCUCACUAAUAAUCCUGAUAACAGUCUGGUGAAUAAUUUAUGGAGACACGGUGGCCCUACGGCGACCUUCGUGCAUCUCUGCACGGCCAUGUGCUUCCUCCUACCCUCUCUGCUCAUGGAAGCGAGGCUAAUACACGCUGGAUUUCUGCCAAAAGAUGCCAUAUGGAGGACCGAUUUGGACUGGAUGGUGAUACAUCGCGAUCGCUUGGUAUUACUAAGUUUUAUGAACCCGAUCAGCAACUUGAGUACCAUGACUGGUUCAGUAACUUCUCAAUCUUUCGUAACCCCAGACGAUGGUAUUAACGAGAACCUCGAUGAAUUAACUACUCCAAUACCUACAACAAACAUGGCGCUUCCCGAUGCUGUCGAGGCUCGUAUUGAAACAACUACUAGAUUCUUGACCAUCCUCCAUCCAAUCACAGAUCCACCUUUAUCCCACAUUACUUCGAUUCCUAGUACGAUCCCCAGCAAAUCUACAACGAGCAUUGAAAUGAUUUCAACAACUUCGAAAACGAUAUCGCUCUCAAAAAAUAACACUGCAAAACGUCCAACCGUGAGACCCAUCACCAGAAACAGUAGUUCGAAGGGUAGAUCGAAGGCAAAGAAUCUCAUGAGGUUAUCCACCACGGCUAAACCUGUUAGAGUCGUCGAAGGAAACAUGACGGCUCAAAGUAUGUCGUUAACAAUGAAUAGUUUAGCUGAUCUUGAUCAUCCCGAAAACUUGAAUUUGGAACUUCAAACAGCCGAAUCAUACGGUCCGAUUACUUUGGAAUAUCUCAAUUAUGCCAUCGCGCUCGGCGUCUAUUCGGUAAGAUACCCCGCCGUCUUUUGGUCGUGCAACAAAGCAUUGGGCACGAUUUUCAGUCUGCAGUUGGUCGUAAAUUCAGCGCAGAGUCUGCUGGCUUACGCUGGAAUGUCCGUCCUUUACAAGGUCCAGGUAGUAGGUGCCUUGAAGGUCUUGCCGCAUCUUCGGCAUCGCACUAUGCCCACAAGCAGUACAAUUUCGACAAUAUUUGGAGAUUCUUACUUUCUGCUAGAUCCUCCAGUAACUCUCGUGCUCUUUGCUCUUUUGUCCUUUUUAGUGCUCUGCUCCAGCAUGGUCAUGUACUUCUACGCUCAUGGCAGGUUUACGGCGUUCUUGAAUCAGGAACGUGAGCGUCGUGUGAUCCUGUCGAAGGAUGGCCGCGAGGGCAACGGUUGGGUCUAUCUGCCGCAUUGCGCCGCGUUCGUCGUGUUCCUGGCGAUCGUGAUCUGCGGUGCGCCGUUGCUUUACGACUUUACGGUGGUGUAUCGCGGUAGCCUGGACGGCGCCAUUCUUGCCUGCAUCAUCGGUAUGAUCCUGCAUCUCCUCCUCUGGCUGCUACUCUGGAUAUUUCUCACUAUCAAGCAACGAUGGACGUUCAAGUUACGCGUGACCAUCGGACGCGCAACUGUGAGGUCCGCGAGGUCGGUCAAACUUGUGACCGACGUCGACUUGCUCUCGGCAAGGGACGACGACGAUGGCACCAACGCGCCGUUGCUCGUCGUCGGUAAUGGCAGGACUUACACUAUCGCCGACACUUCGCCAAAGAGAGCCAUCAUGAGUGUAAUACAGAAAGCCGCCAUGGAAAGGAAAGCGCGAUCGCAAGGUGGAAACGUUGAUGGAGUCGACGGAGAAUCGACGGCUGACGGUGAUGAGCAGAUCUACUGGCUUAGGCCGAAAUUACGUCCUUCACCUACACAAUCCCCGAAUGACACCAGCAGUGCACCGACGUCCGAUAAGAGUUGGCUGAACAAGAAACUCAAGCAUAAGGUCACCUUUAACGACCUGCCUAGUACGUCAGGCUCGCGUAAUAAGGGAAAAGCCAGACGAGGCGUCGCUGACGGCGGGCCUGACGAUGACGGAGAUUACGCCACGUUACGCGAAUUACCGUUAAUCACCUCGCUGGAUCCCGCCGACGACUCUACCUCUGAAGAAAACAAGUGGCAAAGAUGGCCGAUAAGUCGUAGAGACAGUAUACCUAAAUUCAGGAAUUUGCUCGAGUGUGUGAACGACGAUCAAGUGACUUACUAUGCAAGUGCGAGUCGCGACCUACAACCGUCGGAAGGUGAUCCUUCGCCUCUUCUGACUCCAGAUCCUCUACCCGAUCCCGCAGAAGAACCGCUUCCACUGCCACCUCCGACUCCAACAUCCGCACCAACUAUCGAUAUUGUCACGGCGCCAUUAACUACAAAUGUCCAGAUGAACGGCGGACAGACGCCGCGAUGCCUACGCCGUGCGGAUUCGGGGAUGCCGCAUGAUGAAUUGACACCACGCUCGGACUCCUCGAACUCGCCACCCUUGGACACGGUAGGCAGCAGUGGUGGUGCCGGUUCAGUAACUGGUCACAGCAACACCAGUAGCAACAGCGAGACGUCGAGUGGCGUGCACAGUAACGCAAGCAACGCCAGUAACGCUAGCCACAGCAGCUCCCAACGUCGGGCGACCAGCGUAGACGACCUGACCGGGGAACCGCGCGAGGAGCCACGCGAGCAGUGGCGCAGCUGCUCCCUUCAACGUGGCACGCAGCCACCUUCAGCGAACAUGACAUUCUCACCACCCAGCAGUCGUCCCAGCACCAGUCAGUCCUUCUCCUCGCCACAAUAUGUAAACCAUGUGCCGCCGUAUAGCAAUGCCGUUAGCGAGAUUGGCUCCGGCUGCCCGGCAGUCAUCCUGGAGAAUCCAAAUGAGGCGACGGUCGUAAUCCGUCGCAAGCUCUCGAGAGCGAAACUCACGGAUCCACUGAAUCCGAACGAGGAACCGUUUGGUCGAUCCACCAAUAUGAGGAUGACCUCCUUCACCGAGAGCAACGACAUUCGCAUACAGGCCUCCUCGGCAACUUUGCCGCAUUAUCCUACACAGCCUGUCGUCACCUAUCCUCAUUGCUCCACGAUGCCGCUACCGCACGCGUCCCAUAGUGUGGCCGCGACGAAUAUGAGCGGCGGCUCCACCGGCAGUUGCGGAUCCGUACCAAGGCACACCUUCGUACCUCCGCAGGUUCAUUCUACUAUGCCAGCACAUACGACUCUCCCGUCACAUCAUAACGGCGUUAGGCUGCUCCAUGCUACCGCCGUUGGUCCCAGCAAUCCCUUUGUUAAGAGAUUCCCGCCAGUACAGUUGCAUACUCAACCCUGGGCCCUGCCGGGUCAUCAUACUUUCCCCCAGAUGCCGCAAAGCAAUAAUAAGCUCACGGCCACUGCACAGAUCAGACAGAGCGAUCGAGACUCUGCAAACUUCUCCAUGGCUAGCAGCGGGGAUUCUGACACAUGUUUACCACAUUAA